AAAGGUCAUAAAUGUAAAAUACACAUCCUCGUCAAAUUUUAUCCGGUCUGUGCAAUUCUCAGCCUCAUUUCCUUCCCUCUUUUUCUCCAACGAAACAACCAUGGAAGACACAACAUGGUCGCAAAAACUCCACGCCCUAACCCACAUCCUCACAACCCCCACAACAACCCCAUCUCUCCACUCUCAAUUCUUCAUCGCCACCCAAAUCCCAUGCUACCUCAACUGGGACUACCCUCCAAUCCUCUGCUCAAACCCAUCUCUUCUCCAAAAAUGGGAACUCUCAUUCCUCCUCAAAAGGCUCACCAUAUUGGGUUCUCCCAAAACUUCUUGGAGGUCAAAGUGUCCAUACCACCACCCUCCACCAUUGAUUCUUGCUAAGGGAGUUGAGGAAGCAAAAUGGGGAAAUGAAGAGAGGAAGAGUUAUGCUAGGAAGAGGCUUUAUAGGAAACCUUUGGGUAGAGAACUUAAUCCUUUUUUAGCUGUUGUGUUGCCUCAUGUUUUGUUGUUUUCGUUUGUGAUAUGGAAUCCGUUUAGUUAUCUUGAUUGAAAAACAUAGUAUCCUUAAUUUGAGGUUAUAACAUUUGGUUUGUUUUAGUUUGGUAUUA
Messenger RNA from Vicia villosa (hairy vetch), 605 nucleotides. RefSeq lists its product as uncharacterized. The transcript has a single exon. Bases 101 to 547 code for a protein of 148 amino acids. NCBI's taxonomy places the organism in Eukaryota, Viridiplantae, Streptophyta, Magnoliopsida, Fabales, Fabaceae. The record is from RefSeq and is a predicted model, not a curated record.